Iphiclides podalirius (scarce swallowtail) is the source of this 2097-nucleotide messenger RNA. The record is from the annotation of a GenBank genome assembly. Lineage: Eukaryota; Metazoa; Arthropoda; Insecta; Lepidoptera; Papilionidae.
AUGGGCAGGGGCGUGCGGAGCAGCGCGCGGCUGAGCGGCGGCGCCGGAGAGGCGCGGCCCGCGGCGGCCCUGGCGGCCCUGGCGGCGGAGCAGCGCAGCGCGGAGGCGGCGGAGGCGCGCGCCAAGGCGCAGGAGCGCCGCGCCAGGGCCAAGGAGCGCGCGCGCGAGGUCGAGGACAGCCCGCGCGUGCUGCGCGACAAGUGCCGCCGCCUGGCGCGGGCCCUGCGCGACGCCAAGCACCUGGUGGUGUACACGGGCGCCGGCAUCAGCACCGCGGCAGACAUCCCGGACUACCGCGGGCCGCACGGCGUGUGGACGCGGCUGCAGCGCGGCGAGGCCGUCGGGCGCGUCGAGGUGGCGCGGGCGCAGCCGACCUUCACGCACAUGGCGCUCACGGCGCUCUGGGCGAGCGGCGCGCUCAAGUUCGUGGUGUCGCAGAACUGCGACGGGCUGCACCUGCGCGCCGGCCUGCCGCGGCGCGCGCUCGCCGAGCUGCACGGCGACAUGUUCGCCGAGCACUGCGCGGCCUGCCGGCGCGUCUACCUGCGCGCCUUCGACACCACCGAGCGCACGGCGCGCCACGCGCACAACACGCGCCGCCUCUGCCACGCGUGCGGCCGCGAGCUGCGCGACUCCAUCGUGCACUUCGGCGAGCGCGGCCGCGCCGCCUGGCCGCUCAACUGGGCGGGCGCGCUGCGCCACGCGGCCGCCGCCGACGUGGUGCUCUGCCUCGGCUCCAGCCUCAAGGUGCUGCGCCGCUACCCACGCCUGUGGCGCAUGCAGCGCGCGCCGCACGCGCGCCCCGCGCUCUACAUCGUCAACCUGCAGUGGACGCCCAAGGACGCCGUGGCGGCGCUCAAGAUCAACGCGCGCUGCGACACCGUCAUGGCGGCCGUGGCGCGCCGCCUGCGCCUCCGCGUGCCGCGCUACUGCGCGCGCCGCGACCCGCUGCUGGCGCACGCCGUGCCGCUGGCGCCCGCCGAGCGCCACACGGCGCGCCGCGCGCCGCUCGCGCCGCCGCCACUCAACCCCGACUCCGACUCGGACGCCUGCUACUCGCUCGGCUCGCCCUCGCCCUCCUCCGCCUCCGCCUCCGCCUCCGCCUCCGCCUCCGCCUCGGACGCCUCCGACUCGGACGACUGCCUGCCGCUGCGCCGCCUGGCCGACCGCCUGCGCGCCCAGAGAGCCCCUUCCCCGCCCGCGCCCUCCACCAGCGCGCCCCGCUCGCCCCGCUCGCCCGGCGAGUCGCCCACGGACGAGUUCCAUUCCUUUCAGGUGAGCCUGCGAUCGUGCGAGGCGACGAUCCUGCUGCGGGCCGAGCACGCGCCCUCCGUGCUGCCGCCCCCCGAGCCGCCGCCCCUCCCGCCGCCGCCCCCGGCGCCGCGCGGACUCACCGGCGACCUGCGCCGCUUCCGCAUGCAUCGACCCCCGGCUCUCUGGCCCUCCCCGUACUCGCCCGCCUGUCCCAGGAACGGCAUCGACGCGCUCACCAACGGCCACGGCCCCGACAGGAACUUCAACAUCACGAGCGGGCCGCUCGAGCCCGAGGCGGAGGACGGCGGCGCCCGGUCCUGCGGCUCCAAGCUGCGGCGGCUCCUGGAGAUCGAGCCCUGCAAGAAGGAGGAGCCCGAGGACGAGGCGGGCCCGGGCUCCGACGCGGAAGCGAAGUGCGCGCCGAGGGCGGCGGCGGGGCGCAAGUGCAAGGUGCAACUGCCGGUGCGCGCGGGCGCGGAGGCGCGCGAGGCGGACGAGGCGGCGGCCGCCUUCAUCCGGCGCGCCGUGCUGCUCUGCCGCGCCUCGCUCUACCCCGGGCUGCACACCAUCCUGGCGGGCGAGCGCGGCUGCGCCUGGUGCGAGCGCCGCCUCGGCGCGCGCCGCUGCCUCUGGUACGGCGCCCCGCCCGACGCCGGCGCGCCGCGCGCCGCCCGCAAGGUGCGCGGCCGCCGCUACCUGUGCGCCUGCUGCCCCGCGCCGCACGCGCCCCCCUCGCCCCUCGCGCCCCUCGCGCCCCACGCGCCCCACGCGCCCCCCUCGCCGCUGCCCGACGACGCGGGCUGGUACGGCAAGGGCUACCGCAAGGGGCGCCGCCGCCGCAGG